This is a messenger RNA of Uncinocarpus reesii 1704, 750 nucleotides long. Its product is annotated as cytochrome c oxidase assembly protein ctaG. Bases 1 to 750 code for a protein of 249 amino acids. Gene Ontology annotation, molecular function: copper ion binding. The transcript is spliced from 4 exons. Gene Ontology annotation, cellular component: mitochondrial inner membrane. The record is from RefSeq and is a predicted model, not a curated record. NCBI's taxonomy places the organism in Eukaryota, Fungi, Ascomycota, Eurotiomycetes, Onygenales, Onygenaceae.
AUGGCAUUUCGGAUGACCCCGUCUUGGGGUCGGCUUCUUUCUACGCAAAGGGUACUUCCGUCGUUUCGCGCCGUUCACAAUGAUUUCACUCGGACGAUGGCCCGCAAGUUCUCAAAUCAACCUCCGCGUCAGCAAAUCACACCAGCAAUGCGGAAUGCGUUUUCGGCGAAGCAGAAUACUACUACACUGUACUACACGAUUAGUUUGAUUGUCGGGACGCUGGCCCUAGCGUACGGUUCGGUGCCGAUGUAUAAAAUGAUUUGCCAACAAACGGGAUGGAACGGUCAGCCCGUCUCGUCCCAUCUCGUGAACGGGGAGAAUACUGCGUCCCGUCUGAUCCCAGUCACCGAUUCCCGCCGACUCCGCAUCACCUUCAACGCCUCCGUAUCCGACGUCCUUCCUUGGAAAUUUACUCCUCAGCAACGCGAGGUUCGGGUGCUCCCCGGGGAAACCGCAUUGGCGUUCUACACUGCGACGAAUAAGGGGGAUAAUGAUAUCAUUGGCGUUGCAACUUAUAGUGUCACACCGGCUCAGGUUUCUCCUUAUUUUAGCAAAAUCCAGUGUUUUUGCUUUGAGGAGCAGAGGCUAAAUGCUGGCGAAACGGUGGAUAUGCCAGUGUUCUUUUUCAUUGACCCGGAUUUCGUAAACGAUCCAGCGAUGAGGGGCAUUGAUACGAUAACUUUGUCGUACACAUUUUUUAAGGCUCGCUAUGAUGAUAAUGGUAUCCUGACGCCGGUUCCUAUCCGGUAA